AUGUUCUUAGAGCUGAAAUCAUCAAGAUCGAGCACCCCAUUCGAGGCGAUGAUACUCGUGCGUGGGGCCCACCUUUUGCCGCAUACACGGACGGCCGAACGGGUAACGGCGAAAGUGCAUACUAUCUUUCGAUUAAUCUGCGCCAAGGUCAACCGCAACAAGAAAUCUCUCGGUCUAUCAUUCGCACACCCUGAAGGCAUCGAAAUCAUCCAGCAACUCGCCCGCGACUGUGAUGUCCUGGUCGAAAACUACCUUCCGGGCUCUUUGAAGAAAUACAACCUCGACUACGCAUCCAUCAGCAAAAUAAAUCCCCGUCUUAUAUACACAAGUAUCACGGGAUAUGGUCAAACAGGACCCUACAGUAAUCGGCCAGGCUUCGACGUCAUGGUCGAAGCUGAGUUUGGCCUCAUGCAUUUGACGGGUACGCGCGAUGGCCCACCAGUUAAAGUCGGCGUCGCGGUCACGGAUCUGACGACGGGCCUGUAUGCUUGUAAUUCGAUUAUGGCGGCAUUGUUAGCGCGGGCGAAUACGGGGGAGGGACAGCAUAUUGACGUUUGUUUGAGUGAUUGCCAGGUUGCGACGCUGGCUAAUAUGGGGGAGUCGGUAUUGAUUAGUGGGAAAAAGGACACUGGGAGAUGGGGGACUGCUCACCGUAAGCCGUCCGCUCUUCUCUCUUUUGACAAGAUUGAGAUACUAAUAUGCUCCGUGCCUGUAGCAUCCGUUGUGCCAUAUCAGGGAUUCAAAACGGCCGAUGGCGAUAUCUUCGUUGGUGGUGCGAAUGACCGCCUGUUUGGUAUCCUUUGUGAGAAAAUCGGCAAACCCGAGUGGAAGGCCGAUGCCCGAUUUGUUACCAACAAUGACCGCGUAACAAAUCGUACUGAACUGGAGCCCUUGAUCGAAACCGAGCUUUCAAAGCGAACUACGCAGCGAUGGCAGGAAAUCUUCGAGAGCAGUGGUCUGCCUUAUGCAGCUGUGAACGACAUACAAGGGACGAUGAAUCACGAGCAUGUGCAAGCUCGUGGGAUGGUCCAGACCAUUGACCAUCCAGCUUGUGGGCCGAUCAAGGUGAUUAGCCCGCCAGUCAAGUAUUCAAAUGCAGAACCGAGUGUUCGGAGCCCGCCGCCAUUGUUGGGUGAACAUACGGAUGAGUUACUGCGGGAUGUUGUCGGUCUGAGUGGGGAGCGUAUUGAGGAUCUCAAGAGGAAGGGAGUCGUUGCAUGA
This is a messenger RNA of Penicillium brasilianum, 1221 nucleotides long. Lineage: Eukaryota; Fungi; Ascomycota; Eurotiomycetes; Eurotiales; Aspergillaceae. The record is from the annotation of a GenBank genome assembly.